AUGGCUGUAGCAAAACGCGGUUUAUCUGGUCUUCAACGGGAGGUAUUAUCUCUCUACAGGCAAUGCAUUCGAGAAAUUCGCAAGAAGCCAGAGACUGCGCAGCCUCACUUUCGAACAUUUACCAGGACCGAGUUUGACAGGUACAUUACUGUCGACAAGCGCGACUUUUCUGUCGUUGAGCACUUGCUCCGGAAGGGUCGGCGCCAACUAGAGACGUACUCUUCACCCAGCAUCAAGGAUGUUAGCCGCUAA
Messenger RNA from Colletotrichum destructivum, 252 nucleotides. Its product is annotated as Putative complex 1 LYR protein. The coding region runs from base 1 to 252 and encodes 83 amino acids. The transcript has 3 exons. Gene Ontology annotation, biological process: mitochondrial respiratory chain complex II assembly. NCBI's taxonomy places the organism in Eukaryota, Fungi, Ascomycota, Sordariomycetes, Glomerellales, Glomerellaceae. The record is from RefSeq and is a predicted model, not a curated record. Gene Ontology annotation, cellular component: mitochondrion.